This is a messenger RNA of Xenopus laevis (African clawed frog), 2412 nucleotides long. It is a transcript of the gene c6h5orf63.S, whose product is annotated as glutaredoxin-like protein C5orf63 homolog. Lineage: Eukaryota; Metazoa; Chordata; Amphibia; Anura; Pipidae. The transcript has a single exon. The coding region runs from base 382 to 717 and encodes 111 amino acids. The record is from RefSeq and is a predicted model, not a curated record.
CUUUAGCCAUGCUUGGGAUCUUUCUGUUAUUUGGGUCUCCAUAUCUUAAGUCUACUCUAAAAUCACCUUAACUAUCUUCCUUAUUAUAGUUAUUCCUCUGCCUGUUAAUAUUAAGAGAACUUUGACCUUGCUAUUGGUGGCAAGGGGCUCAUUGUGCAAAUAUUUAAAUACUGUACCUGGAAAGUUCUACUCAAAUAUUUUGGCUACAUACUAAAUGUAUAUUUAUAUAUUUAAAUGUAAAAAGUAACCAUUAUCUGGGUAAUGUUGAUAUUAUUAAAAAGAAAUGGAAGAAUACCAGAUUUAAUUUAGGAAUAAGUUAAAUUAUUUGGAUAAUGGACUUUUGCACUUGGCGUUGGCGCAGUAGCAUCUCCAGGAAACGCGAUGUUACAGUUAAUAUUUGAUCAGAAAGCAAGAUCUUCGGGAUUACUUAUGAUAAAGAGGUUUUUCUUGUCCCAGAGGGAAAGACCAGUGCUGACUUUGUUUACAAAGAAUCCAUGUCCUCUUUGUGAUGAAGCAAAAAAAACUCUUGCACCAUAUAUGGACAGGUUUGUUCUAGAGCAAGUGGAUAUAACUCAGCCGGAGAAUGCAGCCUGGUAUGACCGAUAUAAGUACGACAUUCCCGUUUUUCAUCUAAAUGGACAAUUCCUAAUGAUGCACAGAGUAAACAUUAAGACACUAGAAAAGCACCUUGGUAAACUGGAACAACAACAUAAAUAAUAUUGACAAACUAGGCGUUUUUCUGUACUCUUGUCUUACAGGUUUGAAACUUCUAGAUUUUCUUAUUGUUUCAUGACUUAUGUACAUUAGUCUGUUUAGACCCUUCUAGUUUUCUAUGUCAUUGUUAUUCAUUAUUCACUGAUGCAAAUACAGAGAAAGCACAGCCAAAUGUGGACCUGGAAAAAAAAAUUAUUUGGAUAAUCCCAAUGUUCUCAAACACAAGUGCAGAUAAUAUUCAAGGCUAUUUACAGUUUGAAAAACAAACUUGUGGUGUCUAACGGGUAUUCUUAACUUCUCUUCCUUUGGGUUUAACUAAACCAUAAACCAUAAUAUACAUCAAACAUCCAAACCAAUGUAUCAAUGCACUUACAGUCUUCUCUGUGUUUUACUUACUAAACAUAAUGAAGUGAAACCCUCCUACAAGUUAUAAGUAAUGGUAAUCAUGACAUUUAGGUGCAAGUCAUAAAAACACUAUGAAAUAUUCAUGCAAAAAAUAAACAUAAUGAGGUCCAUUUAUGAAACUCACAAGUUUUCCUGUAAUACAAAAUUCAUUCCAAGUCUUUGCAUUUUGCCAUUCAUCGCAGAGAAAACAAUAUUUGCCAAGCAGAGAGCUGAUCAAAAGCCAUAUAAAAGGGAAUCACAGAAUUAUGAUUAAAGGAACUUAAGUGGUGCAUUAUGGUCAUUUUGAGAAAUGAAGCCCAUAUAUGUAAAUUUUAAAAUAGGGCUAUGUAUUUUCAAUUUGACUGAGAGCAGGGCUUUGAUUGAAGUAUUGCAGGACUUUAUUUUCUUGAGCUAGACCCAUGUGACCAUUUAUUUUUGCUUAUUGUCCUUCUAAAACGUUUGUCCAAAUGUCAAUUUCUUGAAAAAAGUCUCAAACCAUGUGGAUGACUGUAGGUAUACUGUUGGUGACUCUGUAUGUGUAGGUGACUGUACAUGUAUGUGCUCCAAAACAGAGCAGACCUCCAUGGAAAAAAAGUCAGAAAUAAAAAUAGUGAAUGUUAUUUAAGGCAAAAAGUAAUUUCCUGGUGAGUUGCUAAUUCAUUCUCUUCCUACUAUACCGCUGAACAGGAUAUUUCUAAUGGUGAAACAUACAUUUAUUGUUCUUUAUUGAAAAAAUAUAAUGUGUAAAAAAGCAAUUACUCGAUCUAAAAUUUAAGAGAGGAAUAGGACUAUUUCAUAUGUUAUGUUAUAUAUUAUGUAUGUGAUAUUAUUUUGGUCUGAUACAUGAGCUGAUUAGAUGAAAGUGCACUGGAGAAGAAGCACAGAUUGGACUGGAUUUUUUGCCACAAUUAGAUAUUAAGAAUGUAUAAUCAGUCCCCAAACAUCCUCAUCUGUAAGAAAUCUGGCUAACUAAAGGUCAAAUUGCAUAAAACCAAUAAUUUGACCUGCUUGCACUUCAGUCAACCACUAACCUUUCACACAUACAGUACUUAUGGAGGUUAUUAGUGAACCUGAUUUUCCUUUAUCAGUGAUCAAAUAGGAUAUCAUUUUAAUAGUUCUGAAUGAUUGCCAAGGGCUACACACAGAACAGGUGAACUAAUUUGCUCUAAUAUCUGUCCCAAUGUCAAUGUAAAUUCCAAGAAAAUAUUCAGAGGACUAUUGUAGACAAAGACAACCUUAAGGCCAUUUGUAAGUGACCUUCUUUUUUAUAUAUUGUGUUUUUUUGCCAAUUAAGCUUUUUUUGUCUAGCAUCUC